AUGGCGGAUAGCGAGCGAAUCCCAGUGGCAGCCAAUGUGCUGGGGACAAUCGGCACUGUCUUCUGGUGUGUCCAGCUGAUUCCCCAGAUAUGGCAUAAUUGGAAGCACAAGAAGACCGACGGGCUGCCGGGAAGUAUGAUGUUUUUAUGGGCUGUCUGCUCGGUUCCUUUCGGUGUCUACAUGAUUCUUCAGGAUGUCAAUAUUCCGCUCCAAAUACAGCCCCAACUUUUCGGUUUUUUUGCCUUUGUCAGCUGGGGGCAGAUAAUUUACUAUAAUCACGACUAUUCUAAACUCAAAUCAACCGCUUUGGUGUUGGUUUCACUGCUUGUCUGCGGGGGACUUGAAGCCAUGUUUAUCUUUACUCUUCGGAUUCCAUAUGGCAAAGGAAUCACAUGGCCAGCCUUACUUUUCGGUAUAAUAGCAGCUAUAAUGCUUGCAGUUGGCUUUAUUCCACCUUAUAUUGAGAUAUGGCAACGAAGAGGGCGGGUUAUUGGAAUAAACUGGGUUUUUUUAUGCGUCGACAGUCUAGGGGCGCUCUUUUCACUCUUCGCCCUCGCUGCACAAGGAACUUUUGAUGUCCUAGGUGGGAUCCUUUACAUUGUUGUCUUUCUUGCGGAGGUCUUCAUAUUCGGCAGUCAUAUCAUCUGGCGAUUCCGUCACCGCAAACUCCUGCAGACGGCGAAAUCAUCCGGCAAGACGGUCGAUGAACUACUCGAAGAAGCCGAGCCAGUGAACCAGAGACCAGUAAGCAGAUCGGAGGGAUUAGAGGAUCCUGAGAAAGGAUUACAAUGUGAGGUUGACGAGGGGCCACCGCCGGUGCAGGUUAUAGAAGAUGGCACACAACAACCACCCAAUGCCGAGAAUCAUCCAAGUCCUAAAGAAGUAGACAAUUCCUCAACACGGGAAGACGAGGGUAAAUGGUAA
Molecule: messenger RNA, 924 nt
Organism: Talaromyces proteolyticus
Lineage: Eukaryota; Fungi; Ascomycota; Eurotiomycetes; Eurotiales; Trichocomaceae
Product: PQ loop repeat-domain-containing protein
Exons: 8
Coding region: 1-924 (307 amino acids)
Source: RefSeq, a predicted model, not a curated record